This is a messenger RNA of Cimex lectularius (bed bug), 1486 nucleotides long. RefSeq names its product clusterin-associated protein 1 homolog (gene Cluap1). The record is from RefSeq and is a predicted model, not a curated record. Gene Ontology annotation, cellular component: centrosome; cilium; intraciliary transport particle B. The transcript is spliced from 8 exons. The coding region runs from base 141 to 1361 and encodes 406 amino acids. Lineage: Eukaryota; Metazoa; Arthropoda; Insecta; Hemiptera; Cimicidae. Gene Ontology annotation, biological process: cilium assembly.
CAAAAGACAUGUACUACCUACCUACAAAGAUAAAUAGAAAUUUAGAUUUUGGUUAUAAAAGACGUAUUUGCUUUUAUGGUCAUUGGUGUUUCAGUAUCCCUCAAAAAGUGAAACAGAAAUAUUAAACGUUUCAGAAGAAAAUGUCAUUUAGAGACCUGAGGAAUUUCACAGAGAUGAUGCGUGCUCUUGGAUUCAGUCGGUUGAUAUCAAUGGAAAAUUUUCGAACUCCAAACUUUGUCCUUAUCGCUGAUAUUUUAAUAUGGCUUGUACAUAGAUUUGAUCCUGAUGCUGAUAUUCAUGAUGCAUAUAAUACAGAAGAAGACCGAGUUAUACUUGUGAGGAGUGCAGCAGAAUUUAUGGCAUUAAAAGGCAAUGUAAUGUUAAAUACAAAACGUAUUUACCAAGCAGAUGGUUAUGCUGUAAAAGAAUUGCUAAAGAUUGCAACCCUUUUGUACGAUGCUCUUCAAGCAAACGCAAAUGGUACUGUCUCAAACACACAGUGGUCUUCAAACAAUGCUAUAGAUGUAACAUCUUAUAUACAAGAUCUCAAACUCUCACGUGAGCUAGCUUCUCAAGUUACAGUUAAAGGAGCUUCAAUUUAUGAACUAUUAGGGAAAGAAGCUGAACUAAGAGAAAUAAGAAAUUCAAGUAUAAGCAACUUAUUGGAACUGAACAAAGUAGAAACAGCAUUAAAAGAAGCUAUCGCAUACACAAAAGAUAGUAUAGCAAAUACAAAAUCCCUUAUCGAAAAUGUAGCAGCAACAGAGAGUAGUCUAGAUAAAAAAAUUGAAAAGAAACAAACUGAGCUCGAAAGAAACCAAAAAAGACUACAAACAUUGAAGAAAGUGAGGCCAGCAUUUCUUGAAGAGUUUGAAAAAUUGGAGGUUGAACUUCAAACUUUGUACCAAGAAUAUAUCGUACGAACACGAUGUAUUUCCUAUUUGGGACAACAACAAGAAGAAGCAGUGCAAAUCGAACAUGAAAGGAUGCAGCACCGCCAGCGCGAGACAAGGAAAUUAAUGGAGGAAAUACAAAUGGAAGAUGCGAGAAAACUGAUGGAAUCUGAAGCUGAUCUUGAAGUUGGCCAUCUGGAAGGGAUGAUAAAUAUGAACGACAAGACCCAACCUGCAACUAGAAGAUUAAGAACUGCAACUGCAUCAAAAAUGAGGAUGGCCACAGGAAGAAAAAGGAUAUAUGGAGGGAUGAAUGCCCCAGAUGAUGAAAGUAACAGUUUUGACUCAGAUUCAGAUUUGCUUUUAGACGAUGAUGGCGAUAAUUCCGAUUUACUGGGAAGUGGGGAUGAUAUUGAAGGUCUCCCGAUAGAAACAAACAAUUCUGAUCCAAGCGACGAUGACUUUUGAAAUUUAUAUCCAUAAAUGAAUUGUUUCAAACAAUGUUUUUUUUUUUUUUUGACAAUGUAAUAUAGUUAAGUUAACAAUGGAGUAAUUUAUUUAUUUUUUAUUAAAGUUAUUUAUCUGCAAUAAAA